Molecule: messenger RNA, 1968 nt
Organism: Thermochaetoides thermophila DSM 1495
Lineage: Eukaryota; Fungi; Ascomycota; Sordariomycetes; Sordariales; Chaetomiaceae
Exons: 4
Coding region: 1-1968 (655 amino acids)
Biological process (GO): endocytic recycling; retrograde transport, endosome to Golgi; Golgi to vacuole transport
Cellular component (GO): GARP complex
Molecular function (GO): syntaxin binding
Source: RefSeq, a predicted model, not a curated record
AUGUGGCUUGACCGGUUCGCCGGCCAUCAUCCAGCUCAAGCUCAACCUCCUCCUACGAGCGCUCCCUCUGUGUCAGCUAGCCAGCCUCGUUCACAGUCGCCGCUACCCCGUCGGACAUCGAGUGUGCGCGCCCCUUACUUUACGUCGCAGACUAGACCAAGUCUUAGUCGACAUCCGUCCACUGACUCUACCACAUCGCUGCUCGCUUCAUCCAAGCGCGCCAAUGGCUCCGGCUUGAGGCAGUCGACGAUCGUUGAUGAGACUGGCGAUGAUGAUGCCGGGAGGAUAGCAAUAACGGAUGAUGACCUGAAUCUGGAGUUUGACUUUGGUGGCCUGUCGCUGCGUGAGCUCGCAAGAAGCGCCAGCGCUGCUGGGGCAGGAGACAUCUACAGGUUGCAGACCGUAGAAGACUUCGAACGAGACAAGGCCAAGUUCGAAGAGUUACACCGGUCUAUUCAGGCGUGUGACGAGAUGCUGAGUUCGGUAGAGUCCAAUCUGACCAGCUUCCGCAAUGACCUGGCCGCCGUGUCCGCCGAUAUCGAGACUCUGCAAGCCCGAUCGACUGCGCUGAACGUGCGCCUCGAGAACCGCCGCGCCGUUGAGAAGGCCCUGGCGCCCAUCAUCGAGGAGCUCAGCGUGCCGCCGCACGUCGUGUCCAAGAUCGCCGAGGGACAUAUCGACGAAGCCUGGGUCAAGGUCCUGGCCGACUUGGAUAAGAGAGUGGAGGCACACAAGAAGAACUCUCAGCAAGCUCAGCCGAUCAAAGCGCUUGCUGACGUUGGGCCGUUGCUGGAGAAGUUGGUGCUGAAGGCCGUCGAACGCAUCCGAGACUUCCUUGUCGCCCAGAUCAAGGCCCUACGCUCGCCUAACAUCAACGCACAGAUCAUCCAACAGCAAAACUUCCUCAAAUUCAAGGACCUCUAUGCUUUUCUACACAAACACCAGCCCACGCUCGCGAGCGAGAUUUGCCAGGCCUAUAUCAACACCAUGCGCUGGUACUACCACAACCAGUUCUCGCGCUACGAAAAAGCUCUCUCGAAACUCAAACUCCACACCAUCGACAAAUCCGACCUUCUCGGCCAAGAGGACCCUUCCUCCUCCCGGCGCACCGCCGUCCUCUCCAGCUCCAAACUCAGCGGCCCACCGCACGACGCCUUCAAUCUCGGCCGGCGCAUCGACGUCCUCAAAACCUCCAACAAACUCGCCAUCUCCUCCUACCUCGCCGAAGAAGACCAAUCCACUCAUUACCUCGAAACCCCCUUUCGCAAUUUCAACCUUGCCCUGAUCGACAAUGCGACCGCAGAGUACACCUUCCUGGCUGCAUUCUUCACCCCGGCUCUCAGCUUCGCGACAAUCUCCCGGCAUUUCAACACCAUCUUUGAGCCGACCUUUUCUCUCGGCCAAACCCUGACCAAGACCCUCGUCUCCGACACGUACGACCUCCUGGGCGUGCUCUUGUGUGUCCGCUUAAAUCAGCACUUCGCCUUCGAGCUGCAGCGCCGCCGCGUCCCUGCCGCAGAUGGCUACAUCAACGGCACGGCUAUGACGCUCUGGCCGCGCUUGCAAGCCAUCAUGGACGCCCACGCCGAGUCCGUCCGCACGCUCGCUUCCAACUUGCCCGCCAAACCUGGCAGCGCAGCAGCCGCUAAACAAGCCUCUGCCGCACCGCAUCCCGUCACCCAACGCUUCGGCCAGCUGUUGCAUGGGAUUUUGACGCUGAGCGCAGAUGCCGGGGAUGAUGAGCCUGUAGUAGCGAGUUUAGGGAGGUUGAGGAAUGAAGUGGAAGGGUAUUUGACACGGGCGAGCCAGGCGUGGUUCGGGACGGCUGAGAAGAGAAAGGGGGUGAGGUUUCUGUAUAAUAAUUAUAGUUUGGUGCUGACGAUUAUUGGGGAUUGCAAGGGGAAGCUAGCCGGGGAACAGCACAGGCAUUUUGAGGGGUUGAAAGGAAGGUUUGCGGAGGAUGGGUGA